Molecule: messenger RNA, 2110 nt
Organism: Spodoptera frugiperda (fall armyworm)
Lineage: Eukaryota; Metazoa; Arthropoda; Insecta; Lepidoptera; Noctuidae
Gene: Mo25
Product: protein Mo25
Exons: 7
Coding region: 232-1239 (335 amino acids)
Biological process (GO): intracellular signal transduction
Molecular function (GO): protein serine/threonine kinase activator activity
Source: RefSeq, a predicted model, not a curated record
AGAUUUCUAUUGACAUCACAGCUGUUCGUUUCGUGUGGUCUGUCUUGCUAGGGAAAAUUGUAAUAAUUAAUCAGAAAGUGAGUUAUAUUUAGUAUUAUUCGUGGAUUUAUCAUCAAUCUAAGUAAAAUUAAAUCAAAUUGAACAUUGUUUUAUAGUUCAGUGUCUUCACGCCAGGUACAAUCUUAUGUAGACAGUAUUGCUUAGAUCAUCUGUCUAUUUUAUCGAAAGAAUAUGCCUCUUUUUGGUAAGUCUCAAAAGAGCCCAGCGGAGCUUGUGAGAUCAUUGAAAGAUGCAGUUACUGCUUUAGAAAGGGGUGAUAAGAAAGCCGAAAAAGCUCAAGAAGAUGUAAGCAAAAAUCUGGUUUUGAUAAAGAACAUGCUAUAUGGCACUUCCGACGCCGAACCACAAACGGAUAUCAUAGUAGCACAGUUAGCUCAGGAACUGUACAACACUAACUUGCUCCUACUUCUCAUCCAGAAUCUAAACCGCAUUGACUUUGAAGGCAAGAAGGAUGUUGCCCAAGUGUUCAACAAUGUGCUUAGACGUCAGAUUGGUACCAGAUCUCCCACAGUUGAGUACAUAUGCACCAAGCCUGAGAUACUGUUUACUUUGAUGUCUGGGUAUGAACAUCAGGAGAUAGCAUCCAACUGUGGAACAAUGCUACGAGAGUGUGCCCGAUAUGAGGCUUUGGCUAAAAUAAUGUUGUAUUCAGAUGAUUUUUACAAUUUCUUCCGUUAUGUAGAAGUUUCCACUUUUGAUAUUGCCUCAGAUGCCUUUUCUACUUUUAAGGAAUUGCUAACGCGACAUAAAAUGUUGUGUGCUGAGUUUCUAGAAACAAACUAUGAUAAAGUGUUCAGUCAUUAUCAGCGACUGCUCAAUUCUGAGAACUAUGUAACUCGACGGCAGAGCCUGAAGCUGUUGGGAGAACUGUUACUGGACCGCCACAACUUCUCUAUAAUGACACGUUACAUCACCAACCCUGAUAAUCUUAAGCUUAUGAUGAAUAUGCUGAAAGAGAAGUCACGUAACAUUCAGUUUGAGGCUUUCCAUGUUUUUAAGGUAUUUGUAGCCAACCCUAAUAAACCUAAACCAAUAUUGGAUAUUUUGCUAAGGAAUCAAGACAAAUUGGUAGACUUCCUCACCAAAUUCCACACAGAUCGUUCUGAGGAUGAGCAGUUCAAUGAUGAGAAGGCUUACCUUAUAAAGCAAAUUAAAGAACUCAAGCCUUCGGAACACUAACACUUAUUGCAUUUCAUUAAAUCGCCACUUCCUCCUCAGAAAGAAGUUAGUUAUAGAUGCUAUUAUAUUUAAAUGCUUCUAAGUCACCAGAGGGUGUUGUGCGGCGCCGCUAUGACACAAGGUUCAGUAAUAAACAUUGGAAAUCUAAAUAGAUUUUACAUUUGGUCUGUGAUGAGUCAGGGAAAGUAUAUUUGUGCUACGAGCAAAUUAACAUUUUUAAUAAACAAUUGUAGGAAUUAGUGUUACUUAUGGUUUGACUUAUAUCUUUUGUAAGUUGUUAAAACCAUUUUUAGUUUUUAUGACGUGUUUAGUGACAGCUUCGGAGUCACAAUCGAAAUAUUUAUCUUUAUAUUUUGUCACAUUAGUCUGCAAGUUCCCUAAGUUUUUAUAUUAUCUUCGGUUAAUGACUAAAAUAAUACAGGUAAACAUGAUCUUUGAAGGAGAUUUGUAUAUAUGACAUUUUAAAUUGGAGCGUUUUGUAAUGUUUAUUUUUUGUAUUUAAAUCAAUAUCAGAAGUAUAAAUUGUUGAACAUGAAGGAAAAUAUAUUUUAUAUUGUAUAUGUAUAUCAUUCUUAUCAGUAUUGGUUUUAAUUACAUCAAGAAAUAUUAUCAUUAUUUACUUUGAACAUUAAACUAUACUCUUAUUGUCUUUAACUCAUUUGUUUCAUGUCUAGUAUUAAUUCAUUUGAUUUAAUACAUGUUCGCUAAAUUUACACAGGUAUAUUUUUAUUGAAUAAUAUUUAUAGAUAGGUAACAUAAGUUUUCAAAAUUUCUGUAUCAUAUUUUAAUGUAUAAUUAUUAUUUUGUCAGCAUCAUUAAUGCAAUUACAUUCUAUAGAAACGGAAUAAAUACAAUAUUUAUAUCAUUCUCA